GGAGGGACGCCGACGUCACGACCUGCGACCACGCGUGGCCGAUGCAUGAACGCCGGUUUGGCUCUGAAUAAAAUAUGGCUGACCACAGCGAAAAUAAUGAUAUUCAACUACACGAAAAGACAGAUGAAAAUGACGAAGGAAUAAUUUGGCAAAGCAGUUUGCCAACGGAAGACAGUACUGAUCUAGCUGUUGAACAGUCUAAACCAUCUGAAGGAGAAUUUUGUCAUCAAGCCUUUGAAGGGGAAUCUCUUGUGGCUGAGUCUGACGUUGGUGUGGUAAAGCAGACAGAUUCUCAAAUUCAGCAAGAGCUUUGUCCUCGUUCUCCACAAGGCGAUGGAAGUGAAGUUAACGGCAAAGCAAUGCCCUGUGUUAUCGCGACGACACUUGAUGCUGGAAGUAAUUUGGAUGCCAGGAAUCCAUCCGAAUUCAGGGCUACUGAGAAGGGUGAUGCAUUAGUCAGUUCUCCCACGUUCACGGAUAAUCAAGAGAUGGAGUUAUCGGUAUCUGCUCAGCUAGAGAUUUUAUCUUUUGGAAGAUUGCAGAACAUGAGCCAAAACCCAGAAGAUGAACCAGGCCAACAAUCAGACCGUUGCAGUGAUUUACCCCAGGUAGAUGCUGCAGCUGAGGUACAAGACAGCGAAGGUGAUAGCUCUUCAUCUGAAGACACUUCAUCAGAAAGCGAUUCAGAUUCUACCUCGUCUUCCUCUUCCUCGUUAUUAUUGGCCAUUAUAUCUGAGGCUGAAGAUGACGACCAGGAACCAGGAGAAAAGAAAAAGCCCCAUCCAAUAAAAACCAAAGAUGAGCUUAUGUUGGAGGAUUUGCCAAACGUUGAAGAAGUAAAUAUUGUUCUUCCUGAAGAGGUACAAAAGGAGCCCAUUGGGGUUGUUUGCAGUAUUAUUGAUCAAUUAGUAAUCGUUGAAUCACGAGAGAAUAUGCCACCAGUGAAUGAGGAAACUAUCCUUUUCAGAAAGAACAGGAGCUCAAUUGGGCAGGUGUUUGAAGUGUUUGGUCCAGUUUGUCAUCCGUUCUAUGUUCUACGAUUCAAUUCUCCUGAAGAUAUCUGUGCAAAGGGAAUUGAGCUGCAGGAGUUGUUAUUUUUCGCCCCUGCUGUGAAAGAUUUCACACAGUACAUCUUUGCAGAGCGACUGAAGGAUAAAGGUUCAGAUGCAUCGUGGAGAAAUGAUCAAGAGCCACCAAAUGAGGCUCUGGAUUUCAGUGAUGAUGACAAAGAAAAAGAGGCAAAGCAAAGGAAGAAGAAGAAACCACAGAAUCAUGGAGAUAAAAACACUCGAGCUGGUGGAAAAGAAGAUGGUCAGGUAUCACAACAAGCACGUGUUAAGUCAAUACGUGGGAGAGGGUUUCACCACAAUCCUGGCCGAGGAUUUGACCCCUAUUCUUCAGCCAGGUUUGAAAACCCAGCAAAUUAUGGAUUUCCUCAGCCAAGUGGAUCCUAUAAUCCACCAUUUAACCAGAGGCCACCUGGUGCACCACCAAGCUUGCACCCAGCUAACAGCACAAUGCAUUCGCAACCAGCAAUGCACAACCCAAUGAUGUCUUAUCAGUAUUCUCCUUCAUUUUGGCCUCCUAUGUGCAAUGAUUUACCACCCUUUCUAUCCCCUCCUCCUCCUCCGCCGCCACCACCACCACAUAUCCCCCCUCCUCCUCCUUCUUUUCCCCCUCACCCAAUCAGCUGGCCAGAAUCAAAUGUAAGGCAUCCUCCUUGUUUCCCAAAUUCCUCCUUCUCUUGCUAUCCCAAUGCUUCUCCCUCGCGGAUGCCAAAUUCUCAGUUCUCACCGCGGCUACCUCCACAAGGACAGCCAGAUUACAGACCACCCUAUUAGAACCACGUCUGCGUUAUGCCUCCAUUGUAUGACGACAAUCAUCACUCAGCGAGGAAACUAGGGCAAGUGAGUGUGAAUUCUUUAAACAUUGAAUAGCAUUUGAUAGAUGGAAGUGAAUAAUAAUGCGACUUGUGGUUUCCAAAUCUAUAUCUAUUUAAAAGUGUGGUUGUACUAACAUGGGAAUGGUAUCAUUUAGUGGUCGCUGUGAUCAUAAUCCAUCGUGACCUGCUGGCCAUUUUAUCCAAUCAAAAUCCUGAACUCAACUAAAACACAACAGGGCAGCACUGUGGCAUAGCUGGUAGAACUGCUGCCUUGCAACACAGAGUCCUGGGUUUGAUCCUGACCUUGGGUACUGUCAGCCGGGUUUCCUUCAGGUACUCCGAUUUCCUUCCACACCCCAAAGGAGUGCGGCUUUGUAGGUUAAUUGGCGAAUGUAAAUUGUCUCCAGUGUAUGUAGGGAGUGGAUGAAAAAAUGGGAUAGCAUGGAACUAGUGUGAACAAGUGAUCAAUGGUCGGCAUGGACUCGUAGAAACAGAAACAUAGAAAAAUAGGUGCAGGAGUAGGUCAUUCGGCCCUUCGAGCCAGCACUGCCAUUCAAUAUGAUCAUGGCUGACCAUCUAAAAUUAGUACCCCGUUCCUGCUUUUUCCCCCAUAUCCCUUGUUUCCUUUAGCCCUAAGAGCUAAAUCUAACUCCCUCUUGAAAACAUCCAGUGAAUUGGCCUCCACUGCCUUCUGUGACAGAAAAUUCCACAGAUUCACAACUCUCUGAGUGAAACUCAGUGGGCUGAAGGGCCUGAUUCCAUGCUGUAUCUCUAAACUAAUUUUGGUCAUAUUAAAGACUGAAUUUCAGUUUUCUAAACUGUUGAGGUAUAAGCAAUGUUUGUUCCAAGCAAUCACCUUUAUUUGGAAAUGGUUUUCAUUGCUCUGCAAAACAAGCAUAAGCAAAUUACGAACCCAAUUAUCCUUGUUUAUAAAAUCAAUGUAAAAUAAAUCUCAAAACAUUUGAAGUCCGGUUUCACCACCUUCUUACCUGGACUUAUUAUUUGUAUUCUGUAUUUUGUAAAUAUAAUGGUUCUGGUUCUGUUGUUAAAUUUGUGAUCUGUAAUAUAAUUAGACCUUCCAUCUGUAAUAAUAAACCUAAUAUCCAGAAAAUAAUUGGCAGAUUUGUAAUCAAAAAUGUCUCAAUUCUGAAGAACAGUCCAGCUACUUUAUUUUUUAUAUUAUGAAGCUAAUCCUUGUUCAGUCUUUGUCUUUUUACAUGCAAGUUUAGAAGGAUUUGAAUUAAAGAUUAAAUUCAGUUUGUAACCUUCAUUAAACCCAUUACAUUUUCAUUUAUUUUGUGCUAUAGCAAUAAAUUCACUUCAUUCUGAUGUAUAUUUUUGUAUUUGCUUUUCAUUAGGAAGUAAUUCUAAUAUCUGAUUCUGUGCAUGAAUUGUAGAGAAUUCAUUGAUUAAUAACGUGUAAAAUUCAGACAAAAUAAAAUGUUCUUUGGUAAUUUA
Messenger RNA from Amblyraja radiata (thorny skate), 3340 nucleotides. RefSeq names its product H/ACA ribonucleoprotein complex non-core subunit NAF1. The transcript is spliced from 9 exons. Gene Ontology annotation, molecular function: RNA binding. Gene Ontology annotation, biological process: box H/ACA snoRNP assembly; pseudouridine synthesis; ribosome biogenesis. The record is from RefSeq and is a predicted model, not a curated record. The coding region runs from base 75 to 1841 and encodes 588 amino acids. Gene Ontology annotation, cellular component: sno(s)RNA-containing ribonucleoprotein complex. Lineage: Eukaryota; Metazoa; Chordata; Chondrichthyes; Rajiformes; Rajidae.